AUGGGCAUGGUGGUGGUCAGCGAUGCCUCUGGUGUCAAGGCUCCAGAUGGUGGAUGGGGCUGGGCUGUCCUCUUUGGCUGUUUCAUCAUCACAGGCUUCUCGUACGCCUUCCCCAAAGCGGUCAGCGUCUUCUUUAAGGAGCUCAUCCGGGAGUUUGGUGUUGGCUACAGUGACACGGCUUGGAUCUCCUCUAUCCUGCUGGCCAUGCUCUAUGGGACAGGUCCACUGUGCAGUAUAUGUGUGAACCGAUUUGGCUGCCGACCCGUCAUGUUGGUGGGCGGCCUCUUUGCCUCGAUCGGGAUGGUGGCUGCCUCCUUCUGCACCAAUAUCAUUCAGCUCUACUUCACAGCUGGAGUCAUCACUGGCUUGGGCUUGGCCCUCAACUUCCAGCCCUCCCUCAUCAUGCUCAACUGCUACUUUGACAAGAGGCGCCCGUUAGCCAACGGUCUCUCAGCUGCAGGUAGCCCCGUGUUCCUCUGCAUACUCUCCCCACUAGGACAGUUCUUACAGGACUAUUAUGGAUGGCGAGGGGGCUUCCUUAUUCUGGGGGCCUUGCUGCUGAACUGCUGUGUCUGUGGGGCCCUGAUGAGGCCUCUUGAGGCUCCCAAGAAGAGUGGAGAAGCUAAGCUACAGUCACAGAAGAAAAAAAAGCUUUUGGACUUGAGUGUUUUCAAGAACUGUGGUUUUGUCAUCUAUACCCUGGCAGCUUCUAUUAUGGUAUUUGGACUCUUUGUACCACCUGUUUUUGUGGUAAGCUAUGCCAAAGAUAUGGGAGUACCAGACACAAAGGCUGCCUUCCUGCUGACUGUUCUUGGCUUCAUUGACAUUUUUGCCCGGCCCAUCUGUGGAUUGGUGGCUGGAACCAAGUGGGUCAGACCCCGCUGUGUCUACCUCUUCAGUUUUUCCAUGAUCUUUAAUGGUUUGACUGAUCUCCUAGGUGGUUUCUUGGCAGAGUCCUACAUGGGCUUAGCAGUCUUCUGUGUUUUUUUUGGCAUAUCUUAUGGCAUGGUAGGAGCCUUGCAGUUUGAAGUGCUCAUGGCCAUCGUUGGCACCCAAAAGUUCUCUAGCGCCAUUGGCCUUGUACUAUUAAUGGAGGCAAUUGCUGUGUUAAUCGGACCUCCUGGUGCAGGCAAACUCCUGGAUGCGACUCACAUCUACAAGUACGUGUUUAUCCUGGCGGGAGCUGAGGUGGUCGCCGCUGCCCUGGUGCUGGCUCUGGGCAACAUCUUCUGCAUUAAGAAAAAAUCAGAAGACCCUCAGACCAAAAAGGAGAUUGCAGAGAAGGAGGAGCUCGACAGAUUGGCAGACAAGUCUUCUGAGGAGGCUAGAAUAGACUCAGUAGAAGUGGAAUGCUUCUUGAAAGCAGAACCUGAGAAAAAUGGGGAGAUUGUGACCAGCCCAGAGACCUCCGUCUGAAGGGGAGCCUGGGCUCUGAGUUA
Messenger RNA from Gracilinanus agilis (Agile Gracile Mouse Opossum), 1439 nucleotides. It is a transcript of the gene SLC16A3, whose product is annotated as solute carrier family 16 member 3. Gene Ontology annotation, cellular component: membrane. Gene Ontology annotation, molecular function: monocarboxylic acid transmembrane transporter activity. Gene Ontology annotation, biological process: transmembrane transport; monocarboxylic acid transport. NCBI's taxonomy places the organism in Eukaryota, Metazoa, Chordata, Mammalia, Didelphimorphia, Didelphidae. The coding region runs from base 1 to 1416 and encodes 471 amino acids. The transcript has 4 exons. The record is from RefSeq and is a predicted model, not a curated record.